Messenger RNA from Aspergillus vadensis CBS 113365, 378 nucleotides. RefSeq lists its product as uncharacterized. Lineage: Eukaryota; Fungi; Ascomycota; Eurotiomycetes; Eurotiales; Aspergillaceae. The transcript is spliced from 2 exons. The record is from RefSeq and is a predicted model, not a curated record. Bases 1 to 378 code for a protein of 125 amino acids.
AUGACGCAUACGACCACAGCAUUCCGCCACGUGAGCCAGUACGAGCAUCGAGACCCGAGUUCGAGCGAUAUGAUUGGUGCAGCGGCCCAGUGGCCCCAGCGGAAACGCCAAGGUGUUCCGGAGCGCGGAGACUUGGCGCCUCCUGAGGCAAUGAUACAGCCUGCACCGCAGGGUGACUGUCCGGUGGCCUUGGCCCGUCUCUGUCCUCGGAGACCUGCCCCAAUUCCCCCGCCGGUGAUGGAUCCCAUUCCCAGUAUCCCCCCAUGCAACCAUCCCCACUACCUCACCCCUGCUGACGCUGCUGAUGCUGCUUUGGAAGCUGUCGUGAGGAGUGAGUCGCUGGCUUCGAGCCGAUUUAUCCGACGCGUCAUCUCCUGA